GUCCACACUGCUUUGUCACUAGUCUUGUAGCUUCACUGACUUAUGGUUACAUUUAACGGCAGGUGGUGUGGUAAUUAACAAUGGAUAAACACUUUUUAGUCUUAGUUUUGACGUGGAGCGCUUUAGUAAGGGCCGAACCUCCUGUUAACUCAUAUCUGCCACCAAGUCAAAAUGGGGGCCCAAGUUCAACAUAUGGACCUCCCGGUUUUCAACCGGGAACUCCCCUAGGUGGUGGGGGUAAUGGUGGGCACCCACCCUCUCAAGGGGGGAAUGGGGGCUUUGGUGGAAGACACCCUGACAGUGAUCAAAGACCUGGUACUAGCUACUUACCGCCUGGACAAAAUGGAGGCGCUGGAAGACCUGGAGUAACAUACGGUCCUCCAGGACAAGGUGGUGGUCAAAAUGGGGGUGGACCUAGCUCGACAUAUGGUCCACCGGGACAAGGAGGAAAUGGUUUUGGAGGUGGCCAAAAUGGUGGCAGACCAAGUUCUACCUACGGUCCACCUGGACAAGGAGGAAAUGGUUUUGGAGGUGGUCAGAAUGGUGGUAGACCAAGUUCGACCUACGGUCCACCUGGUCAAGGAGGAAAUGGUUUUGGAGGUGGCCAGAAUGGUGGUAGACCAAGUUCAACCUACGGUCCACCUGGGCAAGGAGGAAAUGGUUUUGGAGGUGGUCAGAAUGGAGGAAGACCAAGUUCUACCUACGGUCCACCCGGUCAAGGAGGAAAUGGUUUUGGAGGUGGUCAGAAUGGUGGUAGACCAAGUUCUACCUACGGUCCACCUGGUCAAGGAGGAAAUGGUUUUGGAGGUGGUCAAAAUGGAGGAAGACCUAGCUCGACAUAUGGUCCACCUGGACAAGGGGGAAAUGGUUUUGGAGGUGGUCAAAAUGGAGGCAAACCUAGUUCCACAUAUGGUCCUCCGGGACAAGGAGGAAAUGGUUUUGGAGGUGGUCAGAAUGGAGGAAGACCAAGUUCUACCUAUGGUCCACCUGGACAAGGAGGAAAUGGAAAUGGAGGAGGUCAUAACGGUCAAAGACCGGGCGGUUCGUAUCUCCCCCCUUCUCAGGGUGGAAAUGGUGGGUACCCCAGUGGUGGACCUGGUGGUUACCCUAGUGGAGGUCCUGGGGGUAAUGGUGGUUACGGUGGUGAAGAAGAAAGCACAGAACCGGCCAAAUACGAAUUCGAAUAUCAGGUAGAUGACGACGAGCACAAUACACACUUUGGACAUCAGGAGUCACGAGAUGGCGAUAAAGCGACAGGCGAGUACAACGUUCUGCUGCCGGAUGGCAGGAAGCAAGUAGUGCAAUAUGAGGCGGAUUCCGAAGGAUAUAAACCAAAAAUCAGUUAUGAAGGAGGAAAUGGCAAUGGAGGUUACCCAAGUGGCGGGCCUGGAGGUGCCGGCAACGGAGGAUACCCUUCUGGAGGUCCACAAGGUGGUAACGGCGGGUAUCCCUCGGGGGGCCCUCAGGGAGGUAAUGGGGGAUAUCCCUCGGGAGGCCCACAAGGAGGGAAUGGAGGAUAUCCUUCAGGAGGCCCACAAGGAGGGAAUGGAGGAUAUCCCUCGGGAGGCCCACAAGGAGGGAAUGGAGGAUAUCCUUCAGGAGGCCCACAAGGAGGGAAUGGAGGAUAUCCCUCGGGAGGUCCACAAGGAGGGAAUGGGGGAUAUCCUUCAGGAGGUCCACAAGGAGGGAAUGGAGGAUAUACCUCGGGAGGUCCACAAGGAGGGAAUGGAGGAUAUCCUUCCGGUGGCCCACAAGGGGGUAACGGAGGAUCAGGACCGUAUUAAGUGUUCAGAAUUAUUAUUUUCCGAAAGGUUACUACAACUGAUCAAUGAAUUGAAAAUCUGCUAAAGCAAUUUUUUAUUUAUUUUAGAAAAAAAGUAAUUUAUGUAGACCAUUUAAUCAUUUUUCAUUCCAUGUACACUAUGACGACUGCUUCGUUUUAAGGAAAUUGCCUCAUUUAUUAUUGUUAACUUAUUACAAUUUCAUUUAGAUACCUCUGCAUUUUAUUAGCACACUUUUACGCUGUAUAUACUGUAUCAAUACACUUUGUAAAAUAAAGUUUAUCUAAUGGUG
Molecule: messenger RNA, 2073 nt
Organism: Tribolium castaneum (red flour beetle)
Lineage: Eukaryota; Metazoa; Arthropoda; Insecta; Coleoptera; Tenebrionidae
Product: resilin
Cellular component (GO): extracellular matrix
Source: RefSeq, marked provisional